Messenger RNA from Cuculus canorus (common cuckoo), 4025 nucleotides. It is a transcript of the gene NIM1K, whose product is annotated as NIM1 serine/threonine protein kinase. Bases 1219 to 2529 code for a protein of 436 amino acids. Lineage: Eukaryota; Metazoa; Chordata; Aves; Cuculiformes; Cuculidae. Gene Ontology annotation, cellular component: cytoplasm. Gene Ontology annotation, molecular function: protein serine/threonine kinase activity; tau-protein kinase activity; ATP binding. The transcript is spliced from 4 exons. Gene Ontology annotation, biological process: microtubule cytoskeleton organization; protein phosphorylation; intracellular signal transduction. The record is from RefSeq and is a predicted model, not a curated record.
UCUCCUCCUUUGCGCACGCAGGAGAUGGAGGUUUAGAGGGCAGCUCCGCCUGGCUGUGUCACACGCUCGCUUCCAGUGCAGCACCUUAGGUGACUGUUUCCCCUCCCUAAGCUCUCGGCUUUGAGUUACUGGUUUAAUUCUCUCCCCCUCAGUCUGGUGAAUCUAUACACAACAGCACUGAGGUGUCUCCCGCAUUCAUCAUUCGGGCAGCGCUGCAGGCUGAGAGCAGGGCAGGUGAGCAUUGCCACCGCCUGCGCUUUCCUGCCCAGCUCACACUGCGCGGUUAGAGGUUGCUGAUCAGCAACGAGUUUUAAAGGUUAAAGAAGAAAGAUAAAGAAGAAAAAAAAAUGUUCUACUGCUUUAAAGGAACACCGUGCGUCUGGCGAAGUUUUGAGAAGGCUCAAGGCUUUAAAGAACACUGAUCUAAAUAAAGGAGGGUUAACGUGACAUUGCAGUUGCUUAAUCCUGUAUUGUCCUGCCAUGUGACUGCAGGGAUACGGAGGCGCAGCGUUUCUUUCGCCUAGUGCACAGAUUAUGCUUUUCCUGUCUUCUUCCAGGAUCAUUUGCUUUGUUAAACCUGCACUGGGAAGGAAACAAAGGGGUGACAAACUUUUUACAGCAAGGCUUGGUGACAUUUUCAAGGCACAGUGACAAGUACACAGGCUGAAGAAUGAAUCCAAGGCAAAUCUCACGUCCAGCUCUUGGACCGGCAGCAGAAUCGGGAAGAACUGCGCUUUUAAGGUCAGCCAUUCGAAAUGAAGUGGAUUUAUUGAGAGUAGUUAAUCAGCUAUUUGUUUGACUUCUGUCUAUCAAAUUACUUUUCAAAGCUGCAAGGUGAAACCUGAAAAUUUGUGUCAAAUGUUUUGCAUGUGUCAAAUGUACUGCAUAGAGAGAGAGCAACUCACUGCUUUCUUGCACAAAGUUUACAGUUCUAAUUGCAAAGCUGCUUUUACCUUGUAGAAGAAGAUCCUGACAUACUAAAUCAGUCAGAGAUGGAUAUAAACAGCUUCCACUUUUAUCUCUGAUUUUGAACAGAGCUGCAAUAUGUAGAUACACAGUAAUUUCGAACUAAUCCUUGGACUUUCAGUAAGCUGCUUUUUUUUGCUAUGUUUGUCAUAGCGUCCGUUAUGUGCAGAACUACGUAUCUGUACAGAAUUAUUUCAUUUAUACUACUUAUCAGGACAUCUCAUUAAAUGGAGAAGUGAAUACCUAUAGACUAUGACAACAGGAUACACAAAUGGAGGAAGUCUUGGAAAACACCGCUAUUCCAGGUGGCAUCGCGAGGACAGUGGAGAAGACGAUGGCCACCAGGAGUGCUAUGGAGAAGGUGAAGAGGACAGGCAGCACAGGCUGACCCCAUUUGAGAAACUAAUGCAAGAUAUGUCCCAGAAUGAAAAAGUGGUGAAAGAAUUAACCUUGGGAAAGAGAAUUGGCUUCUAUCGAGUCAGAGGAGAAAUAGGAAGUGGGAAUUUCUCACAAGUGAAGCUUGGAAUUCACUCCCUAACCAAAGAGAAAGUUGCAAUUAAGAUUUUGGACAAGACAAAGCUAGAUCGGAAGACGCAGCGCUUGCUGUCUCGUGAGAUAUCCAGCAUGGAAAAACUGCACCACCCAAAUAUCAUCAGACUGUAUGAAGUGGUGGAGACACGCUCAAAACUGCACCUGGUGAUGGAGUACGCAGGAGGUGGGGAGCUCUUCACUAAAAUCAGCAUAGAAGGGAGGAUGCUAGAAACAGAGAGUAAAAUAAUUUUCUCCCAGAUCGUGUCUGCAGUGAAGCAUAUGCAUGACAAUAAUAUCAUUCACCGGGACUUGAAAGCAGAAAACGUCUUCUACGCCAGUAACACCUGCGUUAAGGUGGGAGACUUUGGAUUCAGCACAAUAAGUAAGAGAGAUGAAACUCUGAAUACUUUCUGCGGCUCUCCUCCUUAUGCUGCCCCUGAACUCUUCAGAGAUGAAAACUACAUUGGCAUUUACGUAGACAUUUGGGCACUAGGAAUAUUGUUAUACUUCAUGACAACGGGGAUCAUGCCAUUUCGGGCAGAUACAGUGGCCAAACUGAAAAAGUGCAUUCUUGAAGGGACAUACAGUUUGCCUCCUUGCCUCUCAGAAGCUUGCCAGAAACUGAUAAAAGGAGUCCUUCAGCCAGUACCAACUGAACGAUACUCAGUCAAACUUAUUAUGAACAGUGAAUGGAUGCAAGGGGUACAGUACCCCAAACCUUUACAGCCAUUUAAACUGGAACCAAAGUACUUAUCAGACACCAAUACGCUCAAAGAGGAAGAAAUAGAAGUGAAAAAUAUUCUGGAAGAGCUGGGUAUCACAGAAGAGCACAUUCAAAAUAACCAGGGAAGAGAUGCACGCAGCUCAAUAACGGGGGUCUACAGGAUUGUUUUGCACAAAGUACAGAAGAAAAGAGCACUGGAAUGUGUUCCUAUCAUGUCCCAUCCAGACCCCAAGGAACAAGACUUGAGGAGAGGAAUCAGUCCUUACAGUGGGCUGAAGCACACAUCCAAGCUGUGUUCCAUUUUAUAAUUGCACUAGAGGCUUUCUACUCAGCAUAUUUAACAAAAGGGUUUAUUCACUUUUCAGGAGUUCCAGUGUGACAUUUUUUGUAAUUUCUGAAUAAACCAAAAUGCCUCAUCUCCUUUGCUUUUCUGAAGUCACAGUGAGCUGCUCACACACAGAGCUUUCUCCCAUCUGUUUGCCCCUUGUGCCAGAGACACAGUAUAGCCAGUACAAAAACAGGAUUAAGUGGAAUAGCCAAGAGAUCAUUAGCAGGGGGUGAACUUUUAGUAAGGAUCAGAUAGUAUUGCAUUUAAUCUGAGACUCUCAGUACAUGCAUAUGACAGGUAACUCAUUGUGAAGCUGUGCAUAACCUUGACCCAACAUUACCACUGCAAACCAGGGCAGUUUUUAUAGAGAACUAAAUUUAAGCAGAAAGCAGAGAAUCUAAAUCGCACGUUCUUCUUUAAGGCUUCUUCAGCAAAUUAAACAUGAUAAAAUGUGUGUCAGAGCUGAUUUUUCCCCCAGUUUUAUUUAAAUAAAUAGCAGUGCUAGUGUUGACCACAGUUCAUAAUUUGUCACAAUUCAGAGAGGCAAAUUAGGAUACACUGCUUUAAUCCUGCACGAGUUUUUGCAAUUCCUAGUGCAGAACUGUUUGGGCUACCAUCUGUUAACCUCCCAACAUCUUCCAGUACUUUCACUAUUCCACCAGUAUAGAACUGUGCAGACUCCAGCUGCACUCCAAUAAAGGAAGUUUUCAACAUAGUCCAAAACUCAAGUAGUUUAAAUUCUUGCUUUAGCACUACAUACCAGUAACCAGAGUGCAACCAGUAACACUAUCCAUUUUUAUAUAGAGUGGUACACGCUUGUACUAACUCCUGAUGUACUAUAUUAGAAAAAAAGGCUGGCACAAAGCCAAUUGUGACUUUCUUGACCACUGCCAGUUAAAGGUUGCAUAGUCUGGCAACUCCAAUUGCUCCGAGCAUCACCAAGAUACAAAUACUCUGAUUUUAAGCUUUAAUUGCUUAUUUUAUACUUAAAUCUUCUACACCAUCAGCUCCAUCCAAAUGGUGGAAGAGUGCAGGCUGUUCUCUGAAAAGGUACGGAUGAGAUGCCUGAGCUGAGGGGUAGAGCUUGUAUGGUUUUAGCUAAGGGAACUAAAAUGGUACAGCUGGUGCUUUCAAAUUUAAAGGCAAGAUGCCUCAUCAGUUAUGGGGACUAAUAAACUGAUAAGAUGAUAACAUAAGAGAGCAACAGAGUGACUCUGAAAAGCCACUCAUGGGAAAGUGGGCUCAGUGAGGCUCAGGUAAGUAUAAAGCAAGAAUCUGUCCCCCUUCACAGUCUGACGGGGAUCAAACAAUGCCAUCUUUGAUAAGACACUAAUAAAGAUUAGUAGUAUUUCAUAAGCUGGGAAUUAAUUCCUCCACUAUAAACACUUUCCAUACAAAAGCAUUUAAGGUACCUUGAAAUGCAGCCCUGAAAUAACAAAGUUCUACACCAGCCUAAGCAAACCUAUCUUUCCACUU